GAAACGAAAUAAUAAAUAACUAAAUAAAUAGAUAAAUAAAUAAGUAAAAAUCACUGACUCUGACAGAGCUUUUCUCCAGUUUUUUAUCCACCUCCGGCUGCUGAUGUAACAGAGGAAAGCCGUAGAAGCCGUUGGUUGAGAGGAAAACACUAAGUUUAUAUUAGGGAUAUUUCAUCCAUCGUUAGUGAUAACACAGGAAAUUUCAUCUGCCGUCACAGACAGUCUAGCAGUUCCGAACAGUAUUUAACCUUCAAUUUUUCAUUCUGGUGCCAGUCAGAUGAGGUGACAAAAAAUAAAAGACACCAGGACGUCUGGUUUAGCCGAUUCCACUAACACUGUGUUAGUUUUGUGUUUUGUUUUGUGUUGUGUUUUCAUCUGCAUUUAAUAGUGCCCAUGUGAUAAAUAACCAGAUUCCCAGGAUCUUUGAGUUUGACCAAAACCAAGAAUUUUACCUUUGGAAUUCUAAUUUAACAGAACCCAUGAAAGAGAGGGCAAAAGCCCCAGGAAAUUUUAGUUUAGCUGAUGCAAACUACCUUGUCUUCGGAAUUUUCACCUAACACUGCUAAAGUGACAGAAGGUAAAAACCACAGGAAAAACAAGUUUAACCAAUUCCACAAAUCUUGUCUCAGACAUUUCAUCUAAGACAGCUGAUUUGAACAGAAAAUAAAAAUUGAAAAAAAAAAAAACUGGCUUAGUUUUUACCAGAUUUGACAAAAUUCUUUCUUUGGAUUUUUUAACCUUGCCUCUGAUGUGAGUUAAAAGAUUAUUCCUAGAUAACCAUGUCCGUCUCACGGCUGAUACUGGUGCUUAAUGUCUGCAAUAUACUCUACAUUGAUGCCAUUGUCUACAGUCCGUUUCCAAUCUUCAACAAUGUCAGUGUCACAUGGAUACAGAAAAAUGCCGAAGGUCGGACCCAUCUGCUGUUUUUCCAUGGAGAACCAAGUUCUUGGAUUAAAAAUAACACAGGGCCACAAAGUCACCUAUCUAAAGAUAUAGUUCAUUUGGCCUGUGAUUUUAACGAGAAAAUCUUAAUUGGAGCCGACAGUGAACGACGACAGAUUUGGGGAAUUAAAUUUAUCAACGAGAAGGGACACUUAUACAACAUUUUCACGGGGACCUCAGCCGCUGUCCGAGGGAUUGCUGUGGACUGGGUCACCAAUUUGAUUUACUGGACAGACGCAUUAUACCAGGACAUCAUGGUUGCUUCCUUCGAGACAUUCCACUCUCGUGUACAUGUCCUGAUUGACUUGACUCUUGAUGCAACACCAGCAGGGAUAGCUAUACACCCAGCAGAAGGGUUCCUCUUUUGGUCAGAUAUUGGUAAGCGUCCUAAACUGGAACGAAGCACCUUGAGUGGACAAUACAAGUCAACCUUAAUCUCUGGUGGACUCCAUACACCAGUUGCUUUGGCUGUGGAUCAUUUUGAAAAUCGGUUAUACAUAUUGGACACAGGCCUUCACCAACUCUGGUCUUGUGAUCUUUCUGGGGACAAUAUUCAAAAGCUUCAUGAAUUUGAUUCACAGAAGAAAUUCUUCGGUUUGGACAUCUACCGUGAUUUUGCAUUUGUCAGUGAACAGAAGGAUUUUUCUCUCUAUGCUGUCUCCCUACUCUCUGGCAAGAUUGUGUUUAACUCCACCCUAGAGAACCAGCCCCAGGGGGUCUUAACAUGUGGACCCUGGAAACAAACUUCAAAGAGAAACUACUGUACCAGCCACGGCAAAAGCCUCUGUCCAGGUGAGGGUCUCUGUGUUUCCAAGAAGGGAUACAAACCAGAAUGUACCUGUAUUGGAAUAGAUUUACAGAAAUCAAACACCAGAAAACACUGUCAGCAAUCUCCAUCGAUUCUGUUACUUGGGAAAAGAAGUGGCCUUCAUUAUGUGGAACAGAACUUUGCUGAUGCGAAGGGCCUUACUUCCAAGCUGCUCUUACAAGGACCCUAUGAUAUUCAAGCGAUUGCAGUUGAUGCCAAACAUGGAAUUGUUUAUUUUACCGAUUCUAAAGAAAAGGUUAUUUACCGAACUUCGGUCUACCAACGGACAGAAGCUAAAGCAAUUAUUUUAGCUGUGAAAACCGUACAAGGUUUAGCCUUUGACUGGAUAACCAGGAAUCUCUAUUGGACCGAUUCUGGAAUGGAAUGCAUCAUGGUCGCCCGUUACAAUGGUUUCAAUAUUGCACGCCUGAUGCACCUCACCAACAGCUCCCUGAGAGCGAUUGCAGUCCAUCCUGCUAAAAGAUUUCUCUACUGGACUGAUGUCAGUGCUGCUAACGCUGGAAUUGAGCGAAUCGGUCUGGAUGGUGAAAGCGGUCGGAAAAUAAUAGCCAAAGAUUCCUAUGCAGUAAGUCUAGCCAUUGACUUCCAAUUAAACAAACUGAUUUGGUUGGAUAACAUGUAUGGAAUGGUUUACAUGAGUAACCUGAAUGGAAGAGACAAACGCAAACUCUACCAACAUGAGGCUUAUGGAUCUCGGCUCCUCGCCAUUACUGUUCUAAAGAAUUAUGUUGUUUACUCUGAUUGGUACCAUGAAAACACUGGUCUGUAUACUAUCAAUAAGCACACAGGACGAUUGGUAGGGGUUCUCAAAGAACGUGACCCAAGUUUGGCUCUGGCGUUCCUUCAUUCAAACAGUCAGUUGAAAAGUACAAAUGCUUGCGUGAAGAACAAUGGAGGUUGCUACCAUAUCUGUCUUCCUAAAAAGAAUGGUCACCGUUGUCUCUGUGCCAUUGGCUUCCACCUCAAUGACAACGGACAAUGCACUGCAAAUAUCACAUACCACGAGUUCCUGCUCAUUGCUGACCAGAGGCUGCGGCGUUUAUACCAAAUCAAUCUAUGGAACAUGGAAAUUAACGCUCUUCCAAUUACUCCAUUGAAACAACCGAUUGAUAUUGCUUUCGACUCCAAAGAGAUGAUGGUCUACUGGACCGAUGCCGAAGACGAUUCUAUCAGCCGCUCGAAACUCAACGGAGAUUAUUACGAAACCUUACUUCAAGAUUCUUCUAUAUCAUUUGGUGAAAUCGUGAUCGAACCGACCACCCGUCUUUUGUACUUCAUUGACAACAAAUCCGGCAACAUUGGAGUCCUUUCCAUGGACACCAAACACUAUCGGAUCCUCAUCCAGACCGGAUUAAACCACACUUUUGGCCUGGCUAUCGACCUCUUCUCUGGGGCCAUCUACAUAACAUCGAUAAAGAAAAACUCAGCAUCCCUGUGGAGUUUCCAUCCUGUUCACAAAAGCAUAAAACACGUCAUGACUGACUUGAGUGACCCGAGGGGAAUUGUCUGGUGGAUCGACAGGAUUUACGUUGCUGUUUCCGGAAACAUUGAGGCAGUGAGCACGGAUGAGCUUUUGGGUGGAGAGCAUGAGGUAGCGGUCAGUAAUGUUGACCCUUACGACAUUGCUGCUGACUUCAUGUAUCUCUACUGGACAGACAAACAGUCCGGAGCAGUUAAGAGAAUAACCAGGCUGAAAGGAACCGACACAAGCAUUCUUCUGGAAAAGGACUUCUUCAUCCAACCAGUCGGACUCACCAUUUUCAAGAAGGAAAACCAAGAGACCGUUUACGAAGACUUUAACGGCUUCGUUCCAAGUGAGCUGGAAAUAAAGAAAUGGAUAAAACCAUUUUUUGCUGAAGGUUUGGGUUACUGUCAGACGCCCCUCGUCCACCUCGGUCGAUUGAUGAACUCGGUGCCAAACAUCUGGGUUCCUUCUGGCACGGUGGUCGCCGCUCAGUGCUUCUCCGGUUACAUGCCUUCCACUGCAGCGGCCAUGGUUUGUCUCCAUGGAAACUGGAGCCAUGUUGUUCGAUGUAUUCCAGAUCCUGAGCUGCCCCUUCAUGGAGACCUGAAGAAAGGGUACAUCAAGUUCACGUCCAGUCGUCUCUUCAUUGUACCCAUUGCUUUAAAUUACAUCAACGUGAUGUGCAUUGGAGCCGGAGGCGGAGGAUACGAUGGUAAAAGUGCCUACGGAAAGGCUGGAGACGGGUGGCCAUCCAAGUUCAAAGGUCUCGUAGCCGAGGGUGGAAAAGGUGGAAGUAAGACAGAAGGUGGCGCUGGUGGACUGGGGACCGUGGCAGAUGGAGGUAGAGGAGGCUGGAGCCGCACCCAAUGCACAGCUGGUGGAGCAGCUGGUGGCGCCAAUGAAUGGCUCAAGGAUUCUCGGUUGUAUGCCUUCUGCGGAGCAGGUGGGAUCUCAGAGUGUCCGAUCGGACCAAGACCUCGUUCCCCAAAACAUGGACCUGGCGGCACAGCUAACAAUGGCACAAUGGCUGGACUCUACGGUGGGGGCGGCGCUGCUGUUUUCAAAAUGGGUGCCGGAGGUGGCGGCGGUUUCUCCAGGGGUUCAAUCCGAAUUAAUUCCUGGAUGUCAUUCCUGUGACAGUGGGCAAGCCCGGGGAUGCUUCAUAUGGACAGCCUGGUGGUGGUGUGGUGGUGGUGUCUUGGGGGUGGCCAUCUUUCGAAGAGCUGUGAUGAUUCAUUUUUCAAAGAAUUUUACAUAUUUGUUUACUUUUUUUUUUAUUAACUUAACAUUUUCCCCACCAUUAAUUACAUGUUCAUUAAGUAU
This is a messenger RNA of Octopus sinensis (East Asian common octopus), 4559 nucleotides long. Its product is annotated as low-density lipoprotein receptor-related protein 5-like. The coding region runs from base 780 to 4373 and encodes 1197 amino acids. The record is from RefSeq and is a predicted model, not a curated record. The transcript has 27 exons. Lineage: Eukaryota; Metazoa; Mollusca; Cephalopoda; Octopoda; Octopodidae.